AUGUCUUUUAUCAAAUUAAUAGGAAUUGACAAUUAAGAAAUCGUAUUCGAAGAGAAUAAAAAUAGUGUGUAUUUUAACUCACUAAUCUAAGCAAGGAAAUUAAAUUAUUGUGUAUCGCGAAACUCGAAAGAAGAAUUAAAAUUAAAGUUAAAACAACAGAUCCUGACGUAUUUCAAGUUGUAGGCAAACCUUUAGUAUUUACGGAUAUCGAUUAAAAAGGAGUCCUCUUGAUCAAGGCUAAUAGUGCUAAGAAAAGAGACAAUGGCAAAGAUAAAAUCCGAAUUGAAGCAUAUGAUUAUGAGGAUAGUUUACCUUAAUCAGCAUUUGGUUCAUCUGACCUUAAGCCACCAAAUAUUUAAGAGAUUAUAUUGACAGUUAGAGUAUUGAGUAAUAAAACAAAUCAAUAAGUUAAUGAUUAAAAUUUAGUUGAAUCAUAAAGUUUGUUAGAUAAACAAAUGGAUUUGAUUGCAGAAUCAAAAUUAAUAACUUAUCCUUCAAAGUUUGGUUAUGAUUACAAAUUUCUAUCUUCUAAUGUUAAAUUUGAUAAUGUAGUAGAGAGAUAAAAAAGUGAAUUUUUGAGUAUGUACCAAUAAAAAAGUUAGAUUAAUACUUCAAAUAUUAGAGUAGAAAAAUAACCAUAAUAUAAAUAAGAAUAUGAGUAGUAUUUAAUAUUAACAGAUGAAUAGGAAAAAGAGUUAUUCAAAUUAAGUGAAUUGAAAAACAAACUUCAAAGAUAAAAAUUAAAAUAGUAAUAAAUAGUUGAAACACCAAAACCUAAAUAACUAAAUACUUUGCAUAUAGGUUAUGCAAUAAUAACUGUUAUUUUGAGUUUUAUGAUUGGAAUGCUUGCAAAAACAUGA
This is a messenger RNA of Paramecium pentaurelia, 860 nucleotides long. The record is from the annotation of a GenBank genome assembly. Lineage: Eukaryota; Ciliophora; Oligohymenophorea; Peniculida; Parameciidae.